Molecule: messenger RNA, 870 nt
Organism: Emys orbicularis (European pond turtle)
Lineage: Eukaryota; Metazoa; Chordata; Testudines; Emydidae
Gene: SIX2
Product: SIX homeobox 2
Exons: 2
Coding region: 1-870 (289 amino acids)
Biological process (GO): regulation of transcription by RNA polymerase II
Cellular component (GO): nucleus; transcription regulator complex
Molecular function (GO): RNA polymerase II cis-regulatory region sequence-specific DNA binding; DNA-binding transcription factor activity, RNA polymerase II-specific
Source: RefSeq, a predicted model, not a curated record
AUGUCGAUGCUCCCCACUUUUGGAUUCACCCAAGAGCAAGUGGCCUGCGUCUGCGAAGUGCUCCAGCAGGGGGGCAAUAUAGAAAGGCUGGGGCGGUUCCUCUGGUCCCUACCUGCCUGCGAGCACCUCCACAAGAACGAGAGCGUCCUCAAGGCCAAGGCCGUGGUGGCUUUCCACCGGGGCAACUUCCGCGAGCUCUACAAGAUCCUGGAGAGCCACCAGUUCUCUGCUCACAACCACCCUAAGCUCCAGCAGCUCUGGCUCAAGGCGCACUACAUCGAGGCGGAGAAGUUGCGGGGGCGACCCCUAGGGGCAGUGGGCAAGUACCGGGUCCGCAGAAAGUUCCCCCUGCCCCGCUCCAUCUGGGACGGCGAGGAAACCAGCUACUGCUUUAAGGAGAAGAGCCGGAGCGUGCUGCGGGAAUGGUAUGCCCACAACCCCUACCCGUCCCCUCGGGAGAAGAGGGAGCUGGCCGAGGCUACCGGGCUCACCACCACCCAAGUCAGCAACUGGUUUAAAAACCGGAGGCAACGCGACCGUGCUGCUGAGGCCAAGGAAAGGUACGAGGAAAACAACGAGAAUUCCAACUCCAACAGCCACAAUCCUCUCUCAGCGUCAAUGAACGGGAAUAAGACAGUUUUGGGCAGCUCAGAAGACGAGAAGACGCCGUCAGGGACCCCUGAUCACACUUCUUCCAGCCCAGCUUUACUGCUCAAUUCGAACCCAGGCCUACAGCCGCUCCAUGGCUUGGGUCACCCCCAAGGUCCUAGCGCCAUUCCGGUACCCAGUGCGGACCCUAUGCACCAUCAUAGUUUGCAGGACUCCAUUCUCAACCCCAUGUCCUCAAACUUGGUCGACCUUGGCUCUUAA